Photinus pyralis (common eastern firefly) is the source of this 5492-nucleotide messenger RNA. RefSeq names its product guanine nucleotide exchange factor subunit Rich (gene Rich). Lineage: Eukaryota; Metazoa; Arthropoda; Insecta; Coleoptera; Lampyridae. Bases 155 to 4609 code for a protein of 1484 amino acids. Gene Ontology annotation, molecular function: protein binding. The transcript has 20 exons. The record is from RefSeq and is a predicted model, not a curated record. Gene Ontology annotation, cellular component: Golgi membrane; Ric1-Rgp1 guanyl-nucleotide exchange factor complex; cytosol. Gene Ontology annotation, biological process: retrograde transport, endosome to Golgi; intracellular protein transport.
CGCUGUAUAAGAACUGCCAAUUUAAAACGUCAAACUUCUCAAAAGAGAAAUGUUUUCCUAAUUUUGUUAAAUUUUUUAACAUUUUUCAAAAAAUAGGAACAUGUAGAUUCCACGAAAUGUGUAUAAUAAAUUUAAUUUCGUAAAACUUUUGAAAAUGUAUUUCCCCGUGGGCUGGCCUAAAGUUUUGGAUGUACCCGAAUUGGGUCAAACGAAAAUUAAACAUAUUACUAGCAAUAGGGACAAAAUUUUGUUUGCCAUUUUAACUGACGAUGCUUUGGCCCUUUGGUUUUGUAAGCCGUGUGUACAAAUCGAUUUUCGACGGCGGACACCGCAAUCUAUUCAGGAUUUUGGUAUUAAUGUUAUAGUUGAGUGGAAACCUGACUCCAGUAUGCUUGUUAUUGUUACAUCCGAGGGUCAUUUAUUAUUUUACAAUGUAUCUGUUAACGCCGAUCAGAAAGGAGUGUACGUGUUGAAAGAUUCACCACAUGCGAACUUACGGAGAGACAGUGCAGAACUGUUCAUUAAGGAGGUCAUUCCUGCAUUGAGUUUAACAUUAAAUAAAGAAGUUUCAGUUUGGGAUGGUGCAAUAAGCAGUAUCGUCUGCAUCACCAUGACAGAAUUAAUGGUAGCUACUAGUAAAGGACAUGUAUUACGAUAUCAAUGGGAUGGAUCGCAAAACAGAGAUUACAAUUUAGAUUUAAGAAGGGUUCCGUUCUGUAUAAAUCAACAAGUUUCGAAAGCUAUUCCAAUUGUGGAAGAAAAUACGUACAUUGUUGAAAUGGAAUAUUCGCCUUUACUGGGAGGUUUUGCAAUUGCCUUGAACGAUGGACGGGCAGCGUUUUUAACAGCGUCUUCUUUAAAGUUUGAUCCAAAUCAAACCCAAGGUAUUUGGGCACAGGGAAUUGAAGAUGCCACCUGCGCAAGUGUUAAUCAUAAAUAUAGGCUGUUGACAUUCGGAAGAGCAAACUCGCAGUGUGUUGUGUACUAUAUUGAUGAGAGCACAGGAGGUUUAGAGCUUUCGCACCAUUGCAUUUUGAGCAGUAAAGAUUAUCCGGGUUGUCCGGGCGUCGUUAACCAGGUGAAGUGGACGCCGGACGGAUACGCAAUGGCCGCUUCAUGGGCAAGAGGUGGUAUAGCACUCUGGUCAACUUUUGGCGCUUUGCUUAUGUGUUCUUUGGGAUGGGAUUAUGGUUUACAUGUCGAUUUAGAAAGAUGCAAUCCUCUACAUGUCUCCUCUAUGGAAUGGGCGACUGAAGGGUACCAACUUUGGAUGAUACGCAAACACACCUACAGGAAUAGCACAGAAAAUGACCAAAAAGAUGUAAAUAGCAAUAGCGACGAAGAAGAUACGUAUAAUGUUAUACAACUUGAUUUUGUAAAGAGCGCUCUUACCAGCAAUCCUUGCAUGAGUCACCAAAGCCACUUAUUUUUGCAAGGAGACGAUCGUUUGUAUAUAAAUACUGCAUGUACGUUAAUUAAAUUAUUUUCUGAUCGUUUAGUUAAAGAUGACGGAUUGUUUACUGAAAACGGAACUAUUUCCGCUUCAUCUACUUUAGCGGAAGGCAGACAGUGGCUCGUUAUUCCGAUACCUUCAACUUAUUCGGCUACAAAUUGGCCAAUUCGUUAUGCUGGCAUUGAUCAUGAUGGCCAGAAUGUAGCUAUAGCCGGUCGUACCGGACUGGCUCAUUACUCGAUGCUAACGCGGCGUUGGAAAUUGUUUGGAAACGAAACACAGGAAAAGGACUUUGUCGUGACCGGCGGUAUAUUGUGGUGGCGCGAUUAUGUCGUUGUCGGCUGCUAUAGUAUGAUUGACAAUCGCGACGAAAUCCGUUGUUAUCCAAAGGAGAGCAAACUAGAUAAUAAGUUCGCUAAAAUUAUUAAAGUUUCGUCUCCCGUCCUGCUCAUAAAUAGUCUACUGGAUAACUUAAUUACUUUCGGAUCGGACGGUCAAGUUGUCAUUUGGUCUCUUAGCAAAUUGGACACGGUAGGAAACGUGGAGGCAGCGAGACUGCAGAUUAUCGAUAUAUCCGCUUUAUGUGUUCAUCCGGCGUGUGUUACUUCGGUAACGUUAACGUCACUUCGUACUGAAGCAAGCCGAGGACAUAGCCGCAAUUCGGAAAGCAUCGUGCUUAAUGUCAGUGGCCGGCUUUUAUUAGUGCAAAGGGAGUCCCGAAGCGGCGAUCGUUCUACGUGUACCAUGCCUACAGUCCUUGCCAGCUGUGUUGAAAGCGUUUGGGUUCCUCUGAGAAGUAAGGCCGAAAAGGUGCAUCUCACUGAAGCUUUGUGGCUGUUUUGUGGGUCACAUGGAAUGCGCGUUUGGCUGCCUCUAUUUCCAAAGGACGGAGAUAAAACUCACACGUUCAUGUCAAAGCGGAUAAUGCUACCGUUUUCUUUACGAAUUUACCCUUUAGCAAUACUAUUUGAAGACGCGAUAAUUCUCGGCGCGGAAAAUGACACAGUUUUAUACACCAGCGAUUGUAAUUCACCCUUUUCGUUACCCUUCAGUGUACUCCAGCGAACGAGCCAAGUGUAUCUGCAUCAGAUAUUAAGGCAACUUAUUAGGCGGAACUUAGGCCUCCACGCAUGGGAAAUUGCCAGGAGUUGUAAUAGUUUGCCCUACUUUCCUCACUCUUUAGAGUUAUUGUUGCACGAGGUUUUGGAGGAGGAGGCUACAAGCAAAGAUCCGAUACCUGACGCCCAACUGCCGAGUGUCAUAGAAUUUAUAAUGGAAUUUCCCGUUUAUUUACAAACCGUCGUGCAAUGCGCUCGUAAGACUGAAAUUGCCUUAUGGCCGUAUCUUUUCUCGGUCGCCGGAAAACCUACGGAACUUUUCCAACAAUGCAUGGCCAAAAGACAGCUCGAUACUGCGGCUUCGUACUUAAUCAUCUUACAAAAUUUAGAAACAUCAUCAGUCAGUAGGCAGUACGCAACAUUGCUGUUGGAUACCGCGUUAGAACAAUCAAAAUGGGAAUUAGCAAAAGAACUAGUCAGGUUUCUGAGAGCGAUAGACCCCAAUGACGUUGAGUCCCCACGUACUUCAUUUAUUUUGCCCGGAAAGUUGGCGUUGAGCGCUCAAAGUCCACCUGUUACGCCGGAUGCGGAUGAUCUCACUUUUAUACUUGGUAGUUUUCAAGGUCCCAGAGGACGCAGAUUCAGUAUGUCUGCGAAAAUCGCCGAGACCAAAGCAAUAAACAGCGUGUCUGAUGCUUCAACAGUGAUACGAAGGAAGAAGAACUCGUCAGUCAGUCGAAAUAGUGAAAGCAGAGAUGGCACCGCUGAGGAGUUUUUUAUUGACGUAAUACUCCAGAGACACGCCAGGCGGCUUCUGUCGGCGCAUCGCCUCACAGAUUUAGGUUACUUUGCGGCGCAUCUCGAUUUCCAUUUGGUCACAUGGUUGGUCAAGGAGCGAGGCCGUGCAGCGCGCAUUGACGACUUUGUUGCGGCUUUGAAACAUUUACACGACGAAUUUAAUUGGCCGUAUCCCGUCGCGACGGAUUUGACGAAUAUUACCGGUCCUCCAUCGACACCGACUACUCCGGAAAGUCCCACGCUCGACGAUCGGAUUAAAACCUUAUAUAUGGAUCCGCAAAACAAUAUGCAGGUGACGUCAAGCAGGGUCGGUGAUAGCGGCUAUGUCAGUUUUCCCGGUGGAUUACCGUGUACCGGAAUUUUGACAUCUCAAAACUUGGAGCGCUCAAGUCAAAGAGCGAAGAGCGAAAUAGAGGAGGAAAGUAUGGCAACGCAAACCGAAAUUAUAAACACGUCUGAAGAUAAUUACAUGGUAAAACAUGAUCCGAACGGUGACGUUUUAAACUCGCCCUACUUAUACGAUAGUAAAUUAGGUUUGCUCGAUAGAAAUGUCAAUUUGGAAAGCUCACAGUUAUUGGACGGUAUUAAGAAUGUGCCUAGUAAUGUAGUGGAAACCGUUCAAAGUUCUGUAACUUCAGUGUUCGACGAUGAUGCGGAUCGUGACAGUAUUUCGUGCAAUGAACACUGGGAAGUGCCGACGGCUCAAGUCUUAGAGCAGCUAUCGAAUUCUGGGGUGAAAGGAUCACAACGAGCUGAUGUGCAAUUAAGGUACUUGCUGCAACUGUUUAUGGAAGCAAGCUGUUUGGAAUGGUCUCUAUUGAUUUCAAUAUUAUUGCGAGACGCCAUGGCAGUGCUAAGAACAGUGAACGCCGCACGUACCUCCGAGCAAUCUAUUGAGGCUAUCUCACGAUUGAGGCAAGGUUUACAGUUACUUUGCUAUUGGACAUAUCGCGAAUGUUUGGGAUACAAAACAUUCAUGCUAGCAAUACAGAAUCAAAUUUCCGUCCUAACGAAAAUUCUCGCCACAAAAAUUCAGCAGCAACAAAUUCAAGAACACCAACAGGCCGUCUCCGCGACUUUCACCAAACAUAUGGCGCCCAUUCCUUCACGAUCUCGUAAGAGCAGCUCUAAUCAAGAUUCGACUAGUCAAAGUGGGACUGUUAAAGAGAAACGAGUUAACAGUUCGACGAGCCAUUCUGCCAACGAACGAUUAGCGGAGGUGCCACAGACUGAUUUAGAGGACGCCUUUAUUGAUGAUAGUUCGGUCGAUCCUGCAAGUACAGGGUGCAUAGUUUUGUAAUACGGUGUAAUGUACAAAAUUAAUUUUAAGGUUAUGAUCUGUCAAUUGUGUCGGUUUUUUUUUAUGUUAAUCUUUUGCAAUACGAAGUCGUCCAAUUCCUUAUUAUGGCAGCGUGCCUAACUGAAACGUGAAGGCUUUCCCAAUUCUUAGUAAGACAUUACCUAUUAUGAAUAUCCAAUAGUCAAUUCCAUUUUUCAUUUUGUAAAUAUGUGAUAUGACAUGCUCACUAUAUUCUUAAUUUUUUUCAUCAAUUUUCUACUCCAACAUGCUCUGGUGAUUUAUACAUGACUUGAUAUGUUUUAAAAAGAUGGCUGUUCUAUACAUUAACAGAUUAUGACAUCUCUAUUGCAUUUCUUUCCACAUCAGCAUUUGACUAUAACUAAUUAGUUACUAACUAUAAUUAAUCGAGUUUUCUAAACAACGAAUUCUUUCAUUCGUUCUAGUUUCAACAAUGGAAGCUAGAAUGUCACUAAUGAUUGACUGAUAUAUUUAAUGGAAUGAGUCAUAUUUUUUGGUAUCUUGAAUUCUUCUGGAUCAGUGACACAAUUUAGCUCUUUACCUUAAUUUAGUUUAAAAUCCACGCGAGUACAAUGAUUUUAGGGUAUGCAUAACUUAAAUUUGCUGAAACGGCCAUAAAUUUAUCAUCCACUUCAAAUUUAAUGCAUAAUCUAGUGUUUGUAGUUGUUUUGUUAGAAGAAUUUAUGAACUAUUCGUAAUGUUCAUCAUGAUUUCCUUCUUUUUCUUAAUCAACAGUUAAAGUGUGUACCUACCUUCUUUUUUUGUUUUUCAAUACAGUUGCAUUUAUAUGUUACAAGGAUUUUAAACUUUUUUGCUUGUGUUGUGAAGCGCUAUUUUAUUUAAAAAUCCCAAGCUGACACAGUUU